Messenger RNA from Phodopus roborovskii (desert hamster), 1098 nucleotides. It is a transcript of the gene Trem2, whose product is annotated as triggering receptor expressed on myeloid cells 2. Lineage: Eukaryota; Metazoa; Chordata; Mammalia; Rodentia; Cricetidae. The transcript is spliced from 5 exons. Bases 166 to 858 code for a protein of 230 amino acids. Gene Ontology annotation, molecular function: signaling receptor activity. The record is from RefSeq and is a predicted model, not a curated record. Gene Ontology annotation, cellular component: cell surface.
AGUCCUGACUGUUGCUCAAUCCAAGAGCACAGUUCCUGUGGGCUGCGCCUGACUGGCUUGGCCCUCUCUUUUCUGCACUUCGAGGGAAAGAAGAGAUCUUGCACAAGGGACUUCCCCUCGUCUGUCCGUCUGUCCGUCCUCUCCGGCUGGCUGAGGAAGGGCGCCAUGGGGCCUCUCCACCUGUUUCUCCUGCUGCUGAUCACAGAGUCUUCCCAAGCCCUCAACACAACAGUGCUUCAGGGUGUGGCUGGCCAGUCGCUGCGGGUGUCAUGUACUUAUGACUCCUUGAAGUAUUGGGGAAGACGAAAGGCCUGGUGUCGCCAGCUGGCUGAGGAGGGCCCUUGCCAGCGUGUGGUGAGCACACACAAUGUGUGGCUGUUGGCCUUCCUGAGGAAACGGAACGGGAGCACGGUCAUCACGGAUGACACCCUGGCUGGAACCCUCACCAUCACUCUGCGAAACCUCCAAGCCAGUGACGCGGGCCUCUACCAGUGUCAGAGCCUCCGAGGCCAAGAGGCUGAUGUCCUUCAGAAAGUCCUGGUGGAGGUUCUGGCAGACCCUCUAGAUGACCAAGAUGUUGGAGAUCUAUGGGUCCCCGAGGAAUCAGAGAGUUUUGAGAGAGCUCAAGUGGAACACAGCACCUCUAGGAGCCAAUCAGGAGACAUCUCCUUCCCACCCACUUCCAUCCUCCUCUUCCUCCUGGCCUGUGUCCUCUUCAGCAAGCUUCUUACAGCCGGCAUCCUCUGGGCUGUGGUCAGGGGUAGGCAGAAGCUGGGGUCACCUGUGGCCAAUGGGCUGAACUGCGGCCAUGAUGCUGGGCACCAGCUUCAGAUCCUGACUGGACCCAGAGAUGCUUGAGAGAACUCCACGCUGGAGAAGCCCAGAUGAAUCCACCCACAGUCAUCCAGCUUGCAUACUCUCUCCUCUGCCACCAAGACUUCUGCUGCUGCUACUCUGGCUUCAGAGGCCACUUCUGCCUAAAGUGUGCCUCUCCUGGAAGCAAUUACAUGUGUGUAUGUGUGCACUGAGUGUGGAAGAGAGCUGGGAGGUCACCUGUCAACUUCUGGGCUGUGGGCAUUAAACCCUCUCACACACUAA